AUGGAAGAUAAUACCUCCCCAUGGAGAGCAUUAGCGGAAAAAGAAUAUCAUCCAAGAAGCGCCAUAAUGGGAGCAACUGCAAUUACAGGACUUCGUCCAUUGCAUAUUUACAGUGAUGAAAUUUUGUUGUCGAAUCUCACAAACAACAACCAGAAAUUGCAAAAUAUUUCAUGUUUUAACAGGAAUGGCUAUUUUCCUUUCCCGUCGACGAUCUUCCGGUAUGACCGAAUCCAUUUGCAAAAAUUGUUUGAUCAGAUAAGAGCAUUUUUCAAUACCAAAAAAAAAAUUUAUGCGCGAAAGAAUAGCUCAUCGUUGAUGGAACUCCAUGAUAGCGGUAUAUUACGGUACAAAGGACCUCCUCUUCUUCAAAACCUUUCAUGCCGCACAUUUCAGUUUCAUCCAUUCAUCGUCGAUCGUCUUCGGAUAUUGUACUACAACCAGUCUUUCAUUUAUUCAAAUUACGGUGCCGCCUUUGAUUUCCAUAACACGAAUGCCACUAUCAAUAUCCUGGUAAUAUUCUGA
This is a messenger RNA of Loa loa (African eye worm), 522 nucleotides long. RefSeq lists its product as hypothetical. Bases 1 to 522 code for a protein of 173 amino acids. Lineage: Eukaryota; Metazoa; Nematoda; Chromadorea; Rhabditida; Onchocercidae. The record is from RefSeq and is a predicted model, not a curated record. The transcript is spliced from 4 exons.